This is a messenger RNA of Stylophora pistillata, 708 nucleotides long. Its product is annotated as methyltransferase-like protein 27. Gene Ontology annotation, molecular function: S-adenosylmethionine-dependent methyltransferase activity. The record is from RefSeq and is a predicted model, not a curated record. Lineage: Eukaryota; Metazoa; Cnidaria; Anthozoa; Scleractinia; Pocilloporidae.
GACAUCUCUGCUGAUAUGCUAAACCAAGCAAAAAAGAAAGAGGUCUAUAACGAGUUUAUAUGCGCGUCUUUGAGCGAGCGGCCCAUUCCUGGAAUUGGAACCGGGCAAUUCGAUGCUUUGAUUUCUGGUGCGUCAAUCAUUGACGGGCUUAUUUGUUCAUCUGCUUUUGUGGAGAUGAUCAGAGUGGUUCGAGCUGAUGGCCUCCUCUGUUUCAACAUUUGGGAGAAAGAAUUAGGAUACUAUCAGGAUAUGAUGUCGAAGCUUGAAAAAGCUGGGAAAUGGAUCUGCUGGUCCAAACAGACUUUACCUCUGUAUGCAGCCGAGGAACUGCCCAAAGAAACCUUGGGAUUCGUUUAUAAAGUUUUGAAAAAUUAAUUCAAUGACAUGUUUACACCAGCCCAUUACCUUAUGAGCUCCUGAUAUCUAACGCACCUAAGAUCUUAUUCAAUGCUAAUUCUCGUAACUGAUGUAAAACGUGACUUAAAUUAAAAUUCUAAUCUGAACAUUUGAUGUGAAAUCUCGAGCAUCAAAUCACCCUAGCUGAUGUAUUUUUGACAAAAUAUUACAGAGUACAAUUUAAUAAAUCCUUUCCUGUAAUCGUAAUGUCCGUGCCACAUGAUGACAACGUCACAGACGAUAAUAGACCUUAGAAACUGUGCGAAGAUGAGAAAUCCAUUACUUAUGUAGUCACACUGAAAUAAAGGUGAA